This is a messenger RNA of Apis cerana (Asiatic honeybee), 16530 nucleotides long. It is a transcript of the gene larp, whose product is annotated as La related protein. The record is from RefSeq and is a predicted model, not a curated record. Gene Ontology annotation, molecular function: RNA cap binding. Gene Ontology annotation, cellular component: cytosol; cytoplasmic stress granule. Gene Ontology annotation, biological process: mRNA stabilization; positive regulation of translation. NCBI's taxonomy places the organism in Eukaryota, Metazoa, Arthropoda, Insecta, Hymenoptera, Apidae.
UAGUAUAUUAAUAUUUAUUUAAAAUUAUCAAUAAAUUAAUUAUAUAUAAAUCAAAGAUAAAUAAAAUUUUUAAAUAUUAUUCUCAAAAGAUACAAAACUAUAAACUUAAAUUAUGCGGGUAUUAUGAAAUAGGAAAUACAAUGGCGCUAUCUACAGGAUUGAUAAUAGAAUCAAAUAAACCGGAAACUGUAGUCGCUCGCGUAAAGGCCAGGAGCAAGCGUUGGCCACAUGUGUUUUGUAGACCGCUUUUCCGUGGAAAAAGAUCACCGAAAAUGCCGUGUUUACGUAAUCUGUGGUAACGUGACGUUGAAACGGUGCUCCUGAACUCGCUGCUGUUGUGACAAAAUUUUUAGCCUGUAUUCAAGCCAGUCAAAAAAGAUUUGCAAAAUAUAAAGAAGAACGUAAAGAAGAAAAAUUACUUGUACUAACAAGGUGUACCCUGGUUGUCUGCUAACUUCCUUUUUUCUACUUGGCACGUAUUGCAUAUACUGAUAUAUUUUCUCGACAUUUUUCAUCCAUAAAAAAGGUAGAUUUAAUCAUUAUUUAAUUAUUUAUUAUAGAUCAAAAAAAAAAAUUUAUACCGGCUCAUUUUUGAUCAUUUUGUGAAAUCGCCGAGUCAGCGUGUUCUUAACCACGCAACUUAUUUCCUCAUGUAAAUGUAUUAGAAAUUCUUCGUACAUUCAAUUAUCGUGAUAAAGAUUUUUGUCAAAAAAUUUUUUUUUCAUUGGAUAUUGAAAAAAAUCUAACAUAAGUGAAAUAAAAAAAAACUGUUAGAUAUUCGAUAACGACCGCAUGUGCAUACCGCGCCUUCUGGAAAGAGCGAUACCUCGUGACGAGAACAUUGAGUGGGCGUUCUCUUAUUAACAAAAUAACUAACGACUGGCUUUUUAUAUUCGUGUAUAAUUUUUAUUAAAUUUAACGUGUCCGUGCAUUAUUGCACGAAUUUCAAGAAGAGAUGCGUCUAAUUCACGGCAUGGAGGACAUGCUUAAAUUGAUGCUUUAAAGCCGAAUCAACACACGAAAUAUUUUGAAUCUCCGAUCAAAUAACGAGAAUAUUCGGGUAAAUUAAUGUAUCCGAAGGUGUUCAAUGUUCCUCAGGACUCCUCAAUUGCCUGAGAGGAAGUAACAUCUUAUAAAAUUUUUUCGAGCCAAAUUCUCGUGGUCGGACUACCUCGUGUUUUGUCUUUCGGCGCGUACUAUUCAAGAUGGCGGCCAAGGUAGCCAACAGCACUCAGGGAAGUACCGAAAGAGAACAGUGCCCCGGGGUCUCUUAUGCAAGUAUCUUAAAUCCAAAAAGCAACAAUGAGAUCCGAACUGUUAAUAAGGGUAAUAAUAAGGAAAAUAUCGGUGAUCAAGUAGUUCAACACCAAUCAGUAUCUAUUAAUCGUAUUACUUCUCAAAGUCUAACUGCUAAAGGAAAAUCUUAUCAAAGAACUGGAAGAAGAGUUAAUUCACAAAAUAAAAUUGAAAAGCGUUAUGGAAAUGAAUUACCACCAACUGCAGAACAGAGCCAAUUAUUUAUACAGAAAGAAAAUUUAGUUGAGCAGCGACAAGAACCUAUUCUUGAAAAUGAACAAUUAAAUGGUGAUAUUGGAAGUGAUGGAGAGUUUCAAACAGUAGCACCAAAAAGUGCUAGGAGAAAAGAAAAAUUACAACAGAGGGAUUUAUUUAGAGAACGACAGAGAUAUCGUGAUCACAGAUAUCCUCUUCGUGGUCAUACUGGAAGUAAUGAAAGAUCAUAUAAAGAACGAGAUAGAGGAGAUAAAGGAGGUAUAGAUCAUAAUAUGGGAAAUAAGGAUAUUCAAAAAGAUAAAGAAGAAACAGAGACAGAAUCAGAAUUUCAACCUCCAAUUAAAUAUGUUGAAGCCCCUUUACCUGCAGUUAAUCCUUGGACCAAAAGUAAAAUUGUACCACCAACAACAUCUUCAAGUCUUGUUACUGCCAUAUCUUCAGGAAAUGUAACAUCUAUCGAAAAGAUUGAGAAAGAGAAAAGAGUACUUCAACCUCAACAACAACAGGGUAUUAUUGAAAAUGGCAUUAACGCUGGAAAUCAUCCGACUAUUGUGACGGCCACAAAAGAUAGAAGAAAAUUUAAUCGAAAGGCGAGCGACUUCUCCGAUAUUGGUGAUUGGCCAACCUUGGAAGCUUCGGGAGAGAAGAAAACAGUCGUGGCAGUACAAAAGCAAAAUGGUGUAAUUGAACAAAAUUAUAGUAAAGAAAGUAGUGGUAGUGCUAUUGAAAGUAGGGGAAAGGAAAAUAAGGAACAAAACCAUUGUCAAGAUGAUAAUGAAGAACAUAUAGAUGGUAGUGAAAAAAAAAAGAAAGUAAAUAAACAAAAAUGGGUACCAUUAGAAAUAGAUAUAACAAAGAACCGAAGUAAAAGAGAUCGUUCUCCAAAGUAUCACAAUCAAAGAGAAAAGAAUGGAGAAGAAACAGAUUCAUAUAGAAGUAGAGAACAUGAUAGACCUGCAUAUAUCACAAGAGGUGGACGAGGUGGACGAAGUUACAGAGGAAGAGGAGGACGAGGUGGACGAGGCGCCUACCGCGGUAGUUUUAGACAGAGGCAUGAUCAAGUCUAUAUGCAGAUGCAUAAAUUUGGACUUCUAGAUCCUAAUUAUAUGAUGGCUUACAUGGGAACGUUUUAUUUUAAUAAUACAAAUUUCAUUAAUAUAAAUACAACAACACUCAAAGAAUUUUUAAGAAAUCAAAUAGAAUAUUACUUUAGUGAGGAAAAUCUUUUAAGAGAUUUUUUUUUGCGUCGUAAAAUGGAUUCACAAGGCUUUUUACCUAUUACUUUAAUUGCUUCUUUCCAUCGUGUACAAACUUUGACGACAGAUGUUGGACUUGUUAUUGAAGCAAUUAUGGAAUCUGAUAAAUUAGAAUUAAUUGAUGGAUUUAAGGUCAGAACGAAAAUAGAUCCUUUGAAGUGGCCUAUCUUGGAUGCAACUGGAAAUCCUGUGUUCUCGGAAUCAUCUAAUACUUCCAAUCCGUCUCAAAACGAAGUAAUACUCUCCUCCACGUCUGAAUCAGAUUUUUGCCCUGCUGCUAGACCCUUAUCAACGAUUCCUAUUCCCCCAGUUCCGCGUAUUCUUCAAUCCAACCACAUUAUCCCAACAAUAGGAAGGCUCAGUGAAUCAGAAAGCAUAUCCUCGUCAAUAGGCGACAGUUUAAAUCCAGACGUACCGGAGUUCAUACCGAAUGAACUGACAGAAAAAAAUGAACCUAUUGCUGAUAGUAAAAAUGAACAAAUUAAGACAGAAGAACAGUCAAAAGAAAUGAAAAUCAUUCCAGCACCGAGUAACGAUUCAUCACUGUUCUCGAGAAAUGAAUUCUCGAAACCGGAUGAUGAAAUGUCUACAACGGUCAAAUGUUCUAGUCCAAGUUCAGCACCAAAAGUGCAAAUUAAUGGAGAAUCACAAUCGGCCAAUAAUGUUUGGAAAGAGGUAAGGCGAAGGGUGAAACCAUCACAUAAGGAGAAAAGCGAAGAAAAAGAGAAAGUUGAUAACGUUAAAAAUGAAGAAAGAGAAGAAUUAGACUUUCAAUUUGACGAGGAACUUGAUACACCACCACCAACUGGCCGGCACAAUGCAUUUUCUGAAUGGUCUGAAGAUGAUGAAGAUUAUGAAUUAUCAGAUAGAGAUGUUAAUAAACUUCUAAUUUUUACACAAACAACGGUGCCUAUAUCGACGCGUAUUCCAAAACACGAGGGUCAUGAUCGAACCGGUGACUGGACAACUAGAGUAAAAAUGACCCAAGAACUUGAGCAAGCUAUCAAUGAUGGAUUGUAUUAUUAUGAAGAAGAUUUAUGGAUAAAAGAUGGUCAACGGUAUGGAUCUUCAUCGUCAAUUGGAAGCUAUAAAACUGUCAAUGUCAUUAGUCAAGAAGAUUUUGAGAAAAUGGCUCCUAAAGCACCUAAAAAAGCCAAUCCAGAAGUUCCUCCUCCUCCGCCAUCUGCAAUAGAAGAUAUGGAAGUAUCACAUUCACUUCCAACACAGGUAAUAGCAAGUGUUGAUACUCAAGAAAGAAAAGAUCGUCGUGUAGAUAAAAAUCGUUGGAAUGAUAAGUCAAGAAAUAGUAGAAAUGGUAGAAGGGGAGUAGUUCCUCGUUUCUUUGCGGUAGUAAAGGAUGAACCUUCGGUCGAUCCUAGGACACCGCGAAAAAGAAAGACACGGCAUAGCAAUAAUCCUCCUGUUGAGCAUCAUGUUGGUUGGAUUAUGGAUGUUCGAGAACAUCGACCGCGUACAUAUUCUACAGGAAGUAGUGCUGGGACAAGUCCAAAUGAAGGCUAUCUUGCGAGUAGUUAUGGAAGCGCACCACAAUCUUUACCUACUUUUCAUCAUCCAAGUCAUGCUCUUUUGAAGGAGAAUGGUUUUACGCAACAGGUCUAUCACAAAUAUCAUUCGCGUUGUUUAAAAGAACGCAAAAGACUUGGAAUCGGCCAAUCUCAAGAAAUGAACACACUUUUCCGUUUUUGGUCAUUCUUCUUACGAGAGAAUUUCAAUCGUACUAUGUAUGAAGAAUUCAGAACUGUAGCCAAAGAAGAUGCUUCAGAGGGUUAUCGAUAUGGUUUGGAAUGUCUUUUUAGAUUUUAUAGUUAUGGUUUGGAAAAAAGAUUUAGACAUGAUCUUUAUAAAGAUUUUCAAGUCGAAACGAUACAAGAUUACGAAAGUGGUCAACUAUAUGGCUUAGAAAAAUUCUGGGCGUUCUUAAAGUAUUAUAAACAUUCUGAUCAACUUCAGGUAGAUCCUAAAUUACAGGAGUAUUUAUCCAAGUUUAAGAGCAUUGAAGACUUUAGAGUAGUUGAGCCUCAAAUAAAUGAAAUGCUACAAGCAUUUGCUGCAAAUUCACGAUCUCAGGCUGCGAAAAGACGAAACAGAAGUGUGUCCGAAAGUGCAGGUGAUGGUGAUAUUUCGUCCACCAAUAGAGUUCGUCGAUUAUCUGGCGGUUCCAGUACCGUAACACUGCCAAUCUCGAGUUCUGAAAACAAUCCUAUUGCGCAAAAAUCUCGGGUGGAAUCAGUGAAUCUUUCACAAUUUCGUAACAGAGCUGGUUCGUUCGGAUCUGGACGAUUAGCCCAUUCUAGAAGACGGAACGACAUUGCUUCCUCUUUCUCGAAUAGUCAACGAGAUUUAAAUAAACAACAGCAAUCACGAAGCAGACAAAAUUCUGGCUCUUGUACAAAGCCUCAGGAAGUGAACAGCAAAUCUCAAAAUAGAGAUCGUUUGCAGAUGACUUCGAAAUUCGAGCAGAUGAAGUCGGUUACAAUCAAAACGGAUAGUACGUCAAUUUCUCAAAAAUGAGAUCAGCUUGAAAACCGAAGGGUAAGUGCAUAAGCACUUACUCGAUUUGCUAAAAUGAAUAAGUGCGUUGGUCCUGGGAUAGGAAUAAUACUUGUUCUAAGGAAAGGGAAUAUUUCGUUUGAAAAAUAAUACAGAAGGUCACAGUGUUCUAGAAUGUGUAAAAGAAUAAGCACAAAAUUCUGUAUAUAAAAAGAUGAACUGAUCAGCGCAAUUUUAACUUUGUUGAAGAUCGUUAGGGAAGAAUAAUGAAACUGUAUGUGACGCUAUAAACGAAGGUGGGAGAUUUCCUUCGUCUCUAAGAGAAGUUCAUCGAGCUGUUUUUAAGGUAGUUCGUUAAGGUUGUAUUUACGGAUAUACAUAUAUUCAAUUAUUCUUACUUAUAUCAGGAAUAUAUUAAACUCAGAUUAAACUCUGCUCAGUUCAUCCAUUAGGAUACUUGCUAAAAUUGUAGCAGCAAAGAAAAAAAGGCCAUCCAGAUUGAAUGAGCACAUCUGGAGAAUACAGACACGAUAACAUUUCAUAAUAUCAAUGAAUUCGUAUAUUCGCAUAUUCAUUGAAAACAAUUUAUUCAAAUGAAUUUUUCCAUUUGGAAAGAAAAAGAAGUUAUAGGUUUUUAAAGUGUACAAUGUAUACAUUUAUGACGACAUUAUUAUCGAAAAAGUUGAAAUCGAGAAAAUGUUCUUUCUUAUUUUAUCAUUGCUCGAAUUAUUAUGUCUUCAUUCAUAGAAGAAUCAUUUAUAGAUAAACUAUAUGAUAUAAAAUUAAAACUUCAAUUUAGAGGAUAGUAAGAAAUAGUUAUCAGUAUAAAUUUGUUCAUUCUAUCUUCAAUUAUUAAAUUCAACAAGACAAAAUAUUUAAUGCACGUUGAAUCUCAAAAUCUGAUUUUUGGAUUAUGAAUUAUCAGGACAUGUUUCUUCGUCCUUUAUUAAUAGAAGAAACUAAUUUGAUUUCAAAUUAAUAUGAAUAAUCGGCGAAUAUAUUUGAUUCAUUUGUUUAUUUCAUUAUAAGUUAUUAUUUUUAACAUAAUAUAAUUUGUCUCGUUAAAAGUAAUUUCUUUAAAAAUGAAUUAUAUAUCGUUUUCAUCAUCGAUAUUUAUCAAAAAUUUGACUUUUGAAUCGCAUUCAUAUCAAUUUCAAGACAGAGAAUACAAAAUGUAUAAAAUUUUUAAAAUAUUUUUUUGUUUUAAUUUGGUAAGAACAUCACGUACCUAUAUUUUAUUACUUAUGAUUCUAAAUAUUGAGAAUUAUCUCUCUAACUUUUUUUUAUAAUUUAUCAAGUGUUUAAUUAUAUGAAAAGCUUAGCUUAAUAUAGAUAAAUAGUUUUUUGACAAAUUGUGUUACAUGUUUGAUUAUCUAGUAAUACUAAUUGAAACUUAAAUAAUUUCGAUGCUUAAUAAAUUAAAUCAAGUGUUGAAUCAAUUAAAAAUUUCUUAAAGCAAUUUCAUAUGAAUUAAAUUGAAAACAAAAAUGUAAUUAUUACCAUUGUAAAUGUCAUAUGAACAUAUGAAGGAUAUUCAAUUCGUAGCCGAUGGACAAUAUUAUAUUUUAUGUAUAGAAAUUUAUAAAGGUUGUUCCUUUAAUAAGAUACAUGUAAGUUUAUUAAUUUUCAAUUUAUCUCAAUGUUAUGGAGAAUGUUUGAAGAAUUAUGGAGAAAAUAGUAAUAGUAAAAAUAAUAACGACAUCACUAUGAAGAUGGAUAUUUAUUUGUUUCUUUUAUAUAUACCAUAUCAAAUAUUAUUUAAUGAUAUGAUACAAUGUAAUUUUCUAUCCGUAUCAUUAGUACAUAUUCGUAUCAAAACGGACUUAUCCAUAUGCGGAGUAAAAUAUAGAUAUUCACAGCAAAAAUAAAAAAGCAACAGAUAAUGAAAUGCUGUCCGUCCAAAUAGGUUCAGCUAUAUAGAUAUUUCUCUGUUGUAAUGACAAAAAAUUCAGAAAUAGCCGAUUAAUCUAUGUUCAUACUUUUGUAAUUUUCAUAUGUAUGGUGAAACGCAUGCCCGUCCAUAUUAACGCAAUGGUCAUACGAUAUAGAGGUACAAUAAUAAAAGAAACAAAUGGAUAACAUUUUUAUAGUAAAAAUUCUUGUUAGUUCCAAACAUAAAUUAUUUUAUCUUAUUUUAUUUCUAUUAUCAAAAAUUGAAAUUCAAUUUUAUUAAUCAAAUAUUCUAAUUGCUACUCUUUUUAUAUUAAUUUCUAUAUUAAAAAUUUUUUUUUUAUUUUUUUAAUGAAUUUCAUUUAUUAGUUAUAUUUGCUCUAUGGUUCAAUUUCUUUAAUCUUCUUUAUAUCUUUAUAUCUUUUUAUAAAUUUAGAAAAUGUAGCAAUUAAAAAAUUCAUUUAUAAAUAUUCAUCAUACUUUUUACUUUAUUGCCGAAAACAGAGAUAAAACGAAAUUAUUAUCUAUUUGUUUUUUAAUGCUUUAACAUUCCUGACAAACAAUUAAUUUUUUAUGAUUAAUCGACUAUCAUUUUUGAUCUAAAAUUAAUAAUUAAUCAUCAAAUAUUAAUAAAAGUAUUAAUAUUAUGAUUGCGCAAAAAAAUAUUUAAAAAUUAGGUUUUUGUCGAUCAAAAAAAAAUAAUUUUCUUCAAACAAAACUCUUAAUGAAACUAUAUAAAAUUUUAUUGAAUAUUAAAUAUAAAAAACUAUUCAAAUAAUCAGAAAAAAAUGUUAAGGACAGAUAAAGAAAAUUUUAAAUUUAAUAAUAAUAAGAAAAAUAUAUUUAUUGGUCGUACACAUAUUUUGGCAAUUUAUCACGUGACUCGUGAUUUUUUGUUUCAUGGUGAUUAAAAGUCGUUCGCUGAUUCUCCGCAUGGUGCUCUCUAUUCCGUAUGGCUACUAAUUCUAUUAUUGUGACGAUGAGAUUUUCGCUCAGUAAUCGAAUAUCUAAUUUAUUUCAACUUUGGUGAGUAGUUUGCUCGCAUAUUCCACUCGGUAUUCCUCACUAUGUUGUGCUCGCUAUAAUAAACUUAAUGACUAAAGUACUAACUCUAUUUGUAGAAAUGUAUACAGUUUUGACUAAUGUGCAUGAUACUAAACCGAUUUAUUCGUUAAUUGAUUCUUCCCGAUCAAUUUUCUCAGACACAUACAAUUUUCUUUCUUGAUAAUCCGGUUAAUUCUUGUAUUUGAGAAAUUUUAUAAUACAAAGCGACGAUAUGAGCAUGAAACAAAUCUGUAAGAAGCUUAAUAAUUUUUUCAUUAAUUUCAAAAUAUGGGCAAGAUACUUUUGCUCUUCUAAAGAAUAUAUAAUUCUUCCGCUAGAACAUCCAAAGACAGUGUUGCUGAUAACAUAAUUUUGUUUUUAUUUUUUACACACAUCUCAACAUGAACUUAUGUUAUAAUAAAAAAACAAUUGCCAAAUCACAUAUAUUAUAUGACAUAAUAUGACAUAGUUAUAUAUUACACAGCAUAGUAAUGUUUGCAUAUAUUUAUCGAAAUAAAGACAAAUCUGUGGCACUGCUUUUGGAGCCCCUAGUAAAAAAAUCAUUCUGUAUUCAAGGUGCAAAUUGUAAGAGAAUAAUUUAUUGCUUUUGAAUUUAAUGUGUCUACCAUUAUAUUUAUAUUAUUUAAUUUGAAUAUCCAAAUAUAUAAAUGUUGCGUUAGUUGACCAUCAUUAUUUAUAUUAGAGUGGAGUAAUAUCAUGUUUUUAUCAAUUUCUUGUCAAAUUCAUAUUUCAUUGAAAAAAAAAACAUACUCAGAAUUUUUUGAUUUAACUCUAUUUUGAUACCGAUCAUGAAACUGAAUUGUGAUCAGCUAAUGCGAUUAUAUAAAUAGGCCUAUAUGAAUAUGUAGAUAAACUUUUUUUUGAGGCCUCUGAAGAUUCAGAAUCGAGAAUUUCCGAGAAAAUCGACAUUGGAAAUUUCUCGAGUACAUGUGCACUUAACUCCCGACUGAAUAGUGAUAUAAUAUAACUGGGCAGGGAUAUUCUACAAAUAGAAUAUAUGUAAAAUAAUUUUUUUUUUUAGAUUUUGUUUCCAAAAAAAAUCAAUUUUGAAAAUUUGUCGAGUAUACGUUUUAUUCCUGAAUAAUAUAAUCUACUAAAAAAUUAUUUAACAAAAAAAGUAAAUUAAAAUAAAAAUGUAGAAUUAAAUUUUUUUUUUUUUGAUACUUUGAUGCUUCUUUUUAAAAAAAAUCAAAUUUUAAAUAGGAGUAGUUGAUAAUUGCAUUCACUAUAUUAUGUACACACUAUAUUAUGUAUAUUAUGACGUACACAUUUAUUCGUCAAAUAUUCAAAUCUGAUUUUCAUAAAAAUGAAUUUUUUAAUGAAAGAAUGUUAUGUCUUUUCUUUUAAAAAUCUUUUUAAUCAUCGCCGUUUAUAUUAAUCACCACUUAUUCUGGUAUAUAUUCUGUAUAGGGUAUAUUAUAUAUUGUAUAAAACGUUAGGCGCUUAAUAGGAUACAUAGAAAUUAUAAUUAAGCACUUAUAAUAACGUGUUAGUCAAAUUAAGUAAAAAAAAUUUUAAAGAUAAACAAAAUUGGUUGAAGUUGGUAUCUAUUAAAUCAAAUUCCAAUACAUAAUAUUAAUAAAGCAUAGUCAAACUAAUUAUAUUAUUUAAGAGCAUAAAUUUGAUCAUUUAUAAAAAAUAAUAUUUAUAAAUACAAACGGGUAACAUUCUGCUAAUAUUUACUGUUUUGAUUCCUUGUUGACAAUUUUUGGUUUAUAGAAAAAGAAUUAAAAAGUCGAUAUUGAAUUUCCAUACAAGUGCCUGGAAACUCUACAAAUCCGUUCUUGUCUUUUAAUGUACUAGUCACGCAUUGAGUCAACGUAAUCGUAAAUAUUGUUUUUGCAAAAAUAAUGAACAAGAUGUAAAAAAAAAUUUUUUUUUUUUAUCUUAUUUUUUAUAUCAUAAUAAUUAUCGUACAAUUUUAUAUUUGUAAAAUUGUAAUAAUUGGAGGAAAACCUGUAUCACGAAACAAUUUAAAUCUUUUAUAGCAAAACUAGUGAAUUGUUGGCAAAUAUUCCUUCCUAUUAUUCGUGCCUUGCACACAAAAUCGAAUAAUCUUCCUUUACAGUAUCUGUAUCUUAUGAAUUCGCCAUUUUUUAAAUGAAUAUCUAUUAAUAUUUGUACUCGAAUAUUUUUUUUUUAUUCUCGAAGGAUAUAUUAAGAAGAUAUCUUUUUAAAGUUUUUCUGCAUAUCCAUAAGAAUUCAUGAAUUCAUCCAAGAGUUAUAUUUUUGUAUAUUUAACACUUUGUUCUUUUUGUUUUGUUUUAUUUUGUUAAUCGUUUUUUUUUUCUCCAUUUUUUAACACAGAUUUAGAACAUUUCUAUUGUUAUUUCAUAUAAACUACUCCCCAGAUUAAUCACAUUAUAUAAUUAACAUAAAUAUAGUACUUGUUGAACCAAAAUAAUUUGGCAAUUUAUGAAAUUAGAAUAAAGCAAAUUGUCAUUAGGAUACUUUGAGAGGGACCGAGAUGAAAAUGCAGCAGAAAUAGGUAUACAUUGAUUGGUAUAUUGAUUCGAGAAAUAUUAUAUAAUGAGAAAAUUCAAGAAAUUACAAUCAUAUCAGAUAAUAUAACAACGAAGUAAUUUAUUUAUAUAUAAUCUUUUAUUAAUAAUAAUACGAGAUAUAAUAUGAAGUAUAAUAUGUUCUUUGCAUGUUUUCUAUAUAUUCUGUUUCUUCCUCUCAUCGUUUCCUUUUGAUUCUUUGUCAUAUCUAAAUUUCAAAAAAAAAGAAAUUAAUCCUCAAUUGAUUUGUUAUAAUCUGCUUUUCAAUUAUUUAUAAUUUGUUUUACAUCUCGAUGAUAUUUAUCUUUACAUUUUGAUUAUAAAUCAAUGAACUUCAAUUCAAUUAUUGAGAAUAUAUUUAAAUGAAUAUUUAUUAACUUUUUAAUUCAAUUAUAAUUAGAAAAUAUAUAUGUGAUUGUACAAGUUAUAUAAUGAGAUGUGCGUCGAUUUUUUGAAAAUCUUGACCUCGUACUAAUUACAAAAUAAAAACGUGCGUUGCUCGUCUUUGGAGAGCGGUGAUCAUUUUAGAGUUCCUAUGUCCGUUCGAAUUAACAUUACAAUACAUGCUAUGAAUAUAUUGGAAACGCAUUAAAGCACCUGAGAGGUUAUGUUAUUCCUUUUAGAAGAAUUGCAUUGAUUACACCUGAUAAAAAAAAUAUCUUUCAGAAAUUUUUUUAAGAAUGUGUUAAAGAUAACUGUAGAAUUUUUUUAUAUUUAUUAGAAGACAGAAUUUAUAAUGCAAAAAAAAAUAUUUGUUUACGAUUAUAUACAUAUUAUAGACAUUCUUGAAAAAGCUCGAUUUAUGUCUUUUAUUAUUAUUAAUAUUAUUAUUUUUUUUUUUUUUAUAACACUUAGUCAGUAUUCUUUAAUUCUCGCCCAGUUUAUUUUGAUCCGAUUUUCUAUAAUUCGUACUUAAUUAAUAAAGUAUAAAAAUCAAGAUAUAUUUUAAAAGUUUCAGAAUUCAUUUAUAAAUGAUACCGUUUACAAAAAAUUUUAUUUUAAUUAUAUUUAUAAUUUAUCUUGAAAAUUGUGCAUUAAAAAAGAAUUCGGUUGCAUAAUAAUCUUUGCGAUGAUCUUCUAAGUAUUAAUGUAAGCAUAGACUCGAAUCAUUAGCUAUUAAUAUAAAUAUAAAAAUCGCGAUGAUAUAAUUUAUAUUAUGUCAAUGUAUCUCAUCAAAACUUAUAAGUAACGAUUUAGAGAGCAUCACAUAAGUGGAAUCAAAAAGAGCGAGCAAAGUAUAGGCGGUAUAUGAUGUAACGUGAUUAUAAAAUCAAUUAGACAUUCAAAUUAUUAAUUCCAGAGUCGAAACAGGGAGAGAUAAGUAAUUUGAUUUCUUUAAAAUUAUGCAAUCUUAGAAUUGUUUCUUGUAAUAUUGUUCUAAAAAUAUUAUAUUUAGCAAAUAUUUUUUUUUCCUCAGAACUCUAUCUUCUCUAUAUUCGUAUUUUAUUAUCUUAAUGAACAAUUUACAUAAAAAUUUGUAUACAUAAAUAUAAAUUAUCGAUAUUAUUUACAUAUACAAGAAGCAAUUCAAGAUGUAGAAUGGCUUAAUUUAUGAAUGAAUGUUAUGAAGAGUAUGUUUAUAUUCUCAAAUAUGGGCAAUACCUAUAAUACAAAAAUAUACAAUUUUGCCGAUAUAAUUUUUUGAUAUUGCUAUAUUAAUUCCGUAACUAUAUCUCUUUUGUAUUGUUACGUACACAAUACGUGUUACGUUUAUUAAUUUUCCUACAUCUAUAACUUUUAUUUUUGUUUCCAAUGAAAAGAUUUAGAAUAGAUUUUAAUCAUGAAUUUAAAAAGUGAAAUAAUUUACUAACGAAAAAUUUAAUAAAUUUAAAUCUUAUUUCUUACUUUAUUUUAAAUUACUGAUAAUUUACUAAAUUAAAUUUUCAAAAGUUAAAUAUUUUAAAUAUAUAUAUUUCAUAUUUUUUCACUUAGAGAAAAAAAUCUUUGUAUUCCUUUUUAAAAUUGAAACAUUAAUAUAAUAUUAACAAUUUUUGACAAUUAGUUAAUAUCCAUUUUGUUUCGAAUGUUUGUUGCAGCUUUAAGUUGAUUCAUUUCACGAUAAAUUUCGUAAUGUGACAAAUCAUUUGACAUCACUGUCGAGAUCAUGAUAAGAUAUUUGAUAAAAAAUUCAAAUUCAUGAUAAUGAGAAAAAGAAAUUAAUAAAAAUAAAAAAAAACAGUAAAUACAACAAUCUCGAACGAACGGUUUGCAUAAAGAGAGGGAUUAAGAAUAAAAUUGAAUAAUAGAAAAAAUUGGUGCCAGAAAAAGAAAAAUGUACACGAAGAAAGAUAAACGAAGUUUAUCAAAUGGCAAAUAUCUUGCGUACGUAGAACGUGUUCAUGGUCUCUAUUUUGCCAUUUCAUACAAAAUGGCUUUAGAAUUAAUAAACUAAAAUUAGGUUUUAAGCGAGUGAUUCAAUUUUAAUUAAGAAAAAAAUAAUAAAAAAAAUAAAAAAAACGUAUCGCUACAAGAAGGAGAAAAAUCAUGAUAGAUUUAAUCGAAUUUUAAGGUUAGGGGUAACGAUAAUUAUUGCUAAGAUUCGAUUGUCGUUCUUGUUGAAUUUCAUUCCUCUGUCGUAAUUAUACAUUUAAGUAACUUGAUAUAAAACAUUUGUUAUUUUGAUGUUAAGUAAUAUUUAUAUCAUGAAUAUUUUUUUUGUUAUUGUUAUUUUGUUGUUUUAAUAUUUAAGCAUGAUUUGUUGAUGAAGGAAAUUGUGUAUAUAUACUCGAUGACUGUAAUUUUAAUUUGUUGUACAACAUAGUUAUAAAAAAUGAUCAUGAUAUUCAUUUCAUUAUAUAUACAACAAUUUGAAAUGAUAUUUUUCUAAUUCUUUACCAAAUUUUAAUUAUAUUCGAAAGAUGAUUUUACAUAAUUUUUUAAUAUUAAUUUGUUUAAUUUCUCGUAAUUUAAAUUUUAUUCGUUUCUCAAUGAAAACAUAAUAGUUGAUUACAAUUGCUUAAUGAUAAUUAUCAUAAAUAGAAUGUUUGGUUAAGAUCAGUACGAUUAUAUCGCUAAGAGAUAUAAAUACACUUGUAGAAGAAUAUAUAUAAGACUCAGGCCACCAUUAAAGUUCAUGAUUCAAAACGAUUAGUCUUUCCUUCAAUGUAUAUUCAUGGAAGUUACGGAAGCAUAUUUUCUUUACGUAUAACGUUCAGAAACUCGAGAAUGGCAUUAACAUGUAAUAAGAGAAUAAUAUUCACUAAUAUUUUUUAUAUAUAUAAAAGUCAUAUUAUAAUUUUAUUCUAUUCUAUUUUUUUUUAUUGUUAUUUAUGAUUAAUUUCUAAAAUGAAAUUGAGCAUAAAAAACUUCACAGUAGAUAAAAAAUAAAAUACGACAGAGGAUUAAACUAGUUGAAAAAUAAAUUAAUUUCUUGAAUCAUUACAAAAGAAAAGAAUAUUUUUUUUUGUUAACAUGAACGACGAUCUUAUAGAAUAUUGUAAAUAAUUUUUACUGGAAGUCCUUAGAUCCGUGUCACCCAGCAGAUAUUCUGUUGUAAAGGGUUCAAAGAAAAAAAAAUGCACUAUAUUUAUUGCAAAUUCUUAUGUUACUUAUAUGUAUACACAUAUUAUAUUCCAUAUAUAGAAUAUAUAGGAUAUUCUAUAUAUAAAAUAUGUGUAUAUUGCUGAUUAAAAAAAAAAAAAUUCUACGAUAAGAUUUAUGCUAAACUAUACAGAUUACAUAUAAAUUCAAGUCAGAAAGAGUGUUGAGAUUGAAAAAAAAAAUUGUUUUAUAAAACGUACCUUUUAUUUUAUGCCAAGAUUAACUUUAUAACGACUUAUCUUUUUUUCUUUUUUUUUUUUGUUUUCGUUUUCUAGCUUGAUCUCUCAAUUAAACUCUCGUAUUUGUACAUGUAUAUAUAGUGUAAUUAUAGAUCUUUUGGUUUAUACCUCAUCCUUCAGGUUUUUUUCAUUAACUUCGAUUGUGUAAUUGUAAUCGAUUGAAAAAAAAAAUUACUAAAAUGAAAAAAAAAUUAUUGUUAGCAUGUUAUACUUAUAAUUGUAGAUUUAAGGUUAGCUCAUCAGGAUUAUGUAAAAAUCUUUUUGCAAAAUUCAUCUUUAAAAGUGACAGUUAAUCUUUGGUGUAUUAACAAUAUUUAGAAGCAUUAAUCGGUUUUAAAAGUGAUUGACAAAAGUUUUUUAUUUAUCGAUAAAAAAAAACUUUGUUUAUAUUGUAUAUUUAUUUGCAUUUCUAGAAACAUUUCGGAACUUUUAUUCCGUUCAAAUCAAAAUUUAAAUCAACUUCUUCCAUCUAAGUAAUUUUUCUUCCUAUUUCACUGCUUCUAUAAAUUGAAAAAGAAUAUGUAUAUUUGAAAUUUGUUUUAAAUAGAAUAUUUACAAUAAUUCACUUUAUAAUUUGAAACGAUUUUAUUUUUAUAUCAUAAUUAAUUUUACAAUUAUUUUUGUGAGAAAAAUAAUAAAUAAACAAUUGAUGAAUUGAUGAAUUAUUCAUUAGAAAUUUAAUUGUGAUAAAUCAUUCCUUAGAAAAUUAAUUAUUCAAUAAUCGAUUGAUCAUUUUCUAGGGAAUUAAUUCACUAGAGAAUCAAUGUAAAUCAAAAUACGAAACUAAAUUAUAUAAGAAUUAUACAUUAUAUAUUCGAAAAUAUUUAAAUAAAAAUAAUAAAGAAAGAAAAAAAUGGAAAUGAAUGCAAUAAAUUGAAGAAAAGUGUACCAUAUUCAUCUUAAUAUUCAUAUUAUUUUAUUUAUUGAUUUUAAUUAUUGACCAAUUAUCAAGCGCCAUUUUUUAAUAUCUAUGAAAAAAAAAUAUCUCUAUGAAAAAAAAAAAGAAAGAAAUUAUGUAAAUUGUUCUACACGACUAUACAUGAUAAAAUAUUCGAUAAGGAAAUAAUAAUUAAAAUUGGCUAAAAAAGAAAAAAAGAAAAAGUAAAAUAAAAUAAUAUGUUGGAUAAAAGGAAUGUAUUGAACAAGAAUUUUAUCUAAAUUUUAUAACCUCCAAAGAAGAACUGAUAAAAAAUGGAAGGUUAAUAUAUAUAACAAAAAAAUUAUUUAAAAAAAGACAUAUGUAAUUAGGAGAAUAUUGAUCGUUUUUAUCCCUAACGACGAAUUAAAUAUAUAAUUUUAAAAAAAAUAAGAAAAAGAAAAAAGUAGGUUAUGUUUUAGUGUUGAUGGGAAGAUUUGCAAGAUGGUAGAAGCAGUUAGAAAAUGAUCGAUACAUAAGCAGUUUGGAGAAAAUCUAUGGACCAGGUUUUUUUGUUCAUCCAAAAUAAUUCAUGUAUUUUUUUAAAUUUAACUAUAAUAUUAGUACACGUAAAUGAUGUAGAUUGCAUUUUCUUACAAUUUGAGCUAUGACAAUGAUUUUGCAUAAUACCCUGAUAAAUCAGAAUACUGUCAAAACAAAAAAAUAUCAAUCAUGUAAAUAUGAUAUAUAUAUAUAUAUAUAUGAUAUAUAUGAUAUAUAUAUAUAUAUAACAUAUAAAUAUAUUAUAUGAGAUAUUAUUAUAUGAAAAAAGGUAAAGAGAUGUACGUUGUGUGUAAGUUACAUAUAUGUGUGUAUGAUAGGAGAUAUGUAUGAAUCAAUGAAAGAAAGAUAGAGGAAAUAAAAUGAAAAAAAAAAUAUAAACAUAUAUAUAUUAUAUAUAAUUUACAUAUUGUAGUUGUAAUACAUUGCCUAGAAAUAUGAGUAUUGAAUUGUAAGAAGUGAUGAUAUGAGCAAUCGUGUGAACGAUCUCUAAAUCUUGUAUGCAUAGAAAGAUACAAUGUUUGUGAAUGCAUUAAGUAAUAAUAACAAUAAUAAUAAUAAAAAAAAAGAACAAAAAAAAGCAAGCUGCAAAACAACAA